Messenger RNA from Mastomys coucha (southern multimammate mouse), 1648 nucleotides. RefSeq names its product prostate and testis expressed 2 (gene Pate2). The transcript is spliced from 7 exons. Lineage: Eukaryota; Metazoa; Chordata; Mammalia; Rodentia; Muridae. The record is from RefSeq and is a predicted model, not a curated record. Bases 1246 to 1641 code for a protein of 131 amino acids.
UAAAAUAUCUAAAAUAAAAAAAAAUGAAAAAAAAAACAAAACUAUGUUUUAAAAAAGAGAAAGUGGUAGGCACUACUAGCUUCAAAGUCACAUUUGAAGGGUUACUUGCAGCAUGUAAGUUGAAACUUUCACUCACUAAUCUUUCACUCUUUCACAGCACUUACUCCAUAUUUCUUUCCUUUUGCAGGACACCCUAAGUAUGGAACAAAGGAUUUUAGUUUGCCCACCCCUAGUUGGGGGUCAGGAUUACCAACACUUUUAAUUCAUAUACAUGUAAUAGGAUUUCCCAUCACUGAUAUGACAAAUGACAACAAACACAAUUGCUUCAAACAACACACAUUUAUUCAAUUUGUAGAACUCUGAAGUCAGAAAUAAAUCUCAUGAGGAUAAAAUCAAGUAGCAGUGUGGUGGGUUUCUGGAGGCACUGAGAAAAAUUAAUUUCAUUGCCCUUCUCAGCUUCUAGUGGCCUUUAUAUCUCUUGGCUCAUGACCAUUUGAUCCAUUUUCAAGGGAUAUCACUCCAAUUACUGAGUCACCAUUACACAAUCAUUUCCUCUUCUGUAGUCAAUUUAUGCCCUCCUCUCUCCCAUUUUAUAAGGACAUUUGUACUUACGACUAGUACUAGGACCACCCUGACCAUCCAAAAGUAACCUUUCAUCUUGAGAUCCUUAUUCACAUCUCCAAUGGCUCUUUUGCCACUUACUGCAGCAUCCAUAGAUUCUAGAGAUUAAAAUAGAAAUCCUUGGGACAUUAUUACAGGGCUUAGACACUGCAAACUAUAACAUGGACACUGUAAAAUAACAUGGUAAGCAUGGGAUUGUUUUUUUUGCAGUGGUCUAAUGGUGUGGUCAAGAAAUCUUUCAUUGAAAUGAGGACGUAGCCUCUGUUACUAUCUCAGGGAUCUCAGGCCAGUGUGGAAACAGAGUAGGAAAGCAAGUUCCUCAUCUUGAUUCAUUUGUAAGUUUGGAUCUUGAACAGAAGAUGGUUUUCUUCAGGCACUUACCCUCCACAAAGCAGAGAAAGGAUAAAGUCACCACAACCAGUGUGCUGAUUUUCGUCACCAGAUUCAUGCUGGAUGUUAGAUGGCUGCUUGAGUAGCUGAGUUCAUUCAGAGGACAAGUUAAUCAUUAAAUGGAGUCUGAAAGGAAGAUGGAGUUUGUAAUGUUAAGCUGGGCCCUUCAAUAGCUACUGCAGACAAGUUGCAGGCCCAGGUCUCCCGCAUUCACAUCCUUGGGGCUGCUCACCCAUGCCCCCAACAUCAGGGUCAGCUCUCCUGUGCUGCCCAGGUGGUGUGCAGGGCCCGCUCUCCAAAGUGAGCAGUGUGUUCCAAGUGUACCAAGCUUCAGCAGGUGUCCUUACUGAGCUUGAAGAAGCAGAUCGUGGAACAAUGUGUUAUAAAUGUAAGAAAUAUCAUCUUGGGUUAUGCUAUGAAGUCAUGACAUCCUGCACACUGAAGCACAGACAGUCCUGUGCUGCUGAGAACUUUUACAUACUCACAAACAAAGGGCAGAGCAUGUAUCAUUAUUCAAGACUGUCAUGUAUGACCAACUGUGAGGACAUCAACUUCCUGAGCUUUGAAAGCAGGACAGAGCUAAUUUGUUGUAAGCACAGUAGCUAUUGCAACCUCCCAAUGGGACUCUAAUUCUGAA